Clunio marinus is the source of this 405-nucleotide messenger RNA. The record is from the annotation of a GenBank genome assembly. Lineage: Eukaryota; Metazoa; Arthropoda; Insecta; Diptera; Chironomidae.
AUGCCUCAUUAUUCAUCUGAAAAUGGAUUUAAUUUUCAAUAUCAACAGCACUGUAAAAAUAAAUCUCCUGCCGUUCCUGAACUUGAUAGUUUUUUAAACGAAGUUCUGGAUAAUUUCCAAAAUCAAUUUGAAUAUUUAAACCACAAAACAAAAUCAGAGAAAGUGAGCACAGAUUGCAAUUUAUGCAAAGAAAGUCAACAACUUUUAAAGUUUAUCGAGACGAAUGAAAAUCUUGAUUUUUCAAGCGUAACUUUGAGCUUUAGAGAUUUCAAGAAACGUUACAAUGCUAAUUACCGAUCAUUUCAAUCUCAUGUUCAAAUUAAUGAUAAAUUACACGCCUUAAAAUUCGGUGUUAGAUAUAAUUUUCUGCUGAUUAUUAAUAAUAAAAGAUACUUGCGUAGAUAG